Solanum tuberosum (potato) is the source of this 766-nucleotide messenger RNA. RefSeq names its product microsomal glutathione S-transferase 3. The transcript is spliced from 4 exons. Gene Ontology annotation, molecular function: glutathione transferase activity; glutathione peroxidase activity. Gene Ontology annotation, cellular component: endoplasmic reticulum; nuclear envelope; membrane. Lineage: Eukaryota; Viridiplantae; Streptophyta; Magnoliopsida; Solanales; Solanaceae. Bases 176 to 613 code for a protein of 145 amino acids. The record is from RefSeq and is a predicted model, not a curated record.
UGUGGGAACACAAAUAAACAAAGUCAAAAUCUCAUUUGUGCAGUCUUGAGAAACAAGAUACCAUCAAUGUAGAGAGAUCUUGAACAAGUCAAUAUAAACCCCACCUCAACACAAAGCAAAGUAUCAAUUCUCCCAUUUCUCAUACUUUCUCUCAAAACCCAAAUCGGAAAAAGCCAUGGCCGGAGUUGAGUUCCUCCCCAAAGAAUAUGGAUAUGUAAUUCUUGCUCUUGCUGCCUACUGCUUCCUCAACUUCUGGAUGUCCUUUCAAGUCGGCAAAGCCCGCAAACAGUACAAGGUUUCUUAUCCAACAAUGUAUGCUACUGAAGCUGAAAACAAGAAUGCUAAGUCCUUUAACUGUGUUCAGAGAGGUCAUCAGAAUUCAUUAGAAAUGAUGCCAAUGUUUUUCAUGCUGAUGAUUGUUGGAGGAAUUAGGCACCCCUUGAUUUGUGCAUCUCUUGGAGCUGUUUAUAUUGUAUCUCGCUAUUUCUACUUCACUGGUUAUUCCACUGGCGAUCCCCAAAAUCGUCUUACUCUUGGGAAAUACAAUUUCUUGGCAAUUAUGGGACUGUUGAUUUGCGCAAUAUCUUGUGGAGUUAAUUUCCUUAUGUCAUGAAUAAUAGUCUCAAAUAGAGCAACCUCCUUGUAAUUCCCUUUAUUUCCAGCAAGGGAUGAUGUCUUUUUUAUGUCUAUUUUGUCAUUAAUAUGAAUUAAAUUGGUACUUUCUGUAUCAAGUUACCUCAUCUGCAUACUGUUUUCAGUGUUUGCC